AAGCAGCUGAGUGUCUCCCGAUACCCGGAUGUGAGGCGGUCUGCUAGCUCUUCUCGGACCCUCGGCCGGGAGCGAGGAAGGUCUUAGUUGUAGCACGUGGGAUCUUCCUUGCAGCGUGCCCGAUCCUUUUUUAGUUGCGGCAUGUGGGCUCUUAGUUGUGGCAUGCAUGUGGGAUCUAGUUCCCUGACCAGGGAUCGAACCUGGGCCCCCUGCAUUUGGGAUCGCUGAGUCCUACCCACUGGACCACCAGAGAAGUCCCAACAAGUGGUAAUUUCUUAAAGAUUAACAACCAAACACACAGGAAGUUAUUAGAAGCAUCAUCCAUCAACCUGAAGAAAAAAGUUAUAUAUGAUUUUCAUUUCAGGAAGGUGCUGUGUAAUGUGUUGAAAGGAAAUUAUAAGGAAUGAUUUUGUCAAAUUUUUAUGAGUUAUGGUGGCUGAAAGAUCAAUUCUUUCUUGUGGGAAAGGAAAUAAAUGGCAGCACAAAAGGAAAUCUAUAUUAAUAGACUAUUUUAUUAAGCGGAAGUGGUUAGAUAAGAACUUUAAACGAACAGGCUCAACAAACAAGGAAAGAAACGUGUUAACUGUAAGACAUGUUUCCAAUGAAUCAAAGUCCAAUAACUGUAGACUUCAGAAGAAAAAAGUUUUCAAAAACUUUGUCAAAACAGACAGGUCAGUGAUAAAUAACUCCUCCAGUAAUAGGGCUAGGCCUGAAAACUGAUAUUAAUUGAAUAAAAUUAACAAAAUAGAUCAAACUUGAAUUAAAAUUUUUUCAUAAAAAGUUCUGAAAAUAUCAGAUUAGAUUUAAAUUUUCCUCAAAUUUCUAUUGCCUCGUCCAGAGUAAACCAAAUAUCUUUCAACCUUCAUGCCAGCUUUUCUCAUGCCAUAAGGAUGACAGAAAUCUUAGCAAACUAGUAUUUUUGUUGAAAAUGUAUAUCAGUAUCAGUUGAUUUUUAAGACCUGCUGCUCGGUAAUAGUAAUAGACAUUCAACAUUUACAACUACCAGGACACAAAAAUCUCAAAAACUACUCAGAAAAGGAGGACCUUACUCAGGAAUGAUGUCCAUUCAGGAGAAAUCAAAAGAAAAUUCCUCCAGUGUUAUUAAAAAGAGUGAAGAUAAGAAUCUAGAAACACAAAUUCAAGGUUCUCAAAAGAAUCUAGUAAAAAAAUCAGGUCCAAAGGAAGCUAUAAAAUCACUGGUUAAAUCUUCCAAUGAAAGUAAAGUCAAUCAGCCUGAAUUAGGAACAUGCAUGAGCACAAGGUCAGCAUCCAGUGAUAAAAAAGCUAGUAAACCUAUUAAUAAAAAUAUGGUGACUGUAAAGGGACAUUCACAACAAGAAUCUACAAAGCAGAAGAAAUUAUCUCAGAAAAAGUCAGUGCACAAAACCCCUAAAUCAAAUGAACAGCUUAAUCGGAGAUCACAAAGACUACAACAGUUAACUGAGGUUUCAACAAGGUCUCUGCGUAAUAGAGACGUUCAGGGUCAAGUUCAAGCAGUUAAACAGAGUUUGCCACCAACAAAAAAAGAGCACUGUAGCAAUACUCAGAGUAAAUCUAAUAAAGUUAAAACAAAUCAGAAACAUGUGAAAAGAAAAGUACUGGAAAUAAAGUCUGAUUCUAAAGAGGAUGAAAAUUCUGUAACUAAUGAAGUAAUAAAUUCCCCAAAAGGAAAAAAACGCAAAGUAGAGCAUCAGACAGCUUAUACUUGUAGUUCUCAGUGCAUAAAAGGAUCUGAAAAGUGUCUUCAGAAGAGUACUAGAAAAGAGGAAACAAAAUCUGUGCCUGUAACUUCUUCUGAGAUAAAAAGAUCAAAAAUGGCUACUUCAGUGGUCUCUAAAAAGAAUGAGAUGAAGAAGUCAGUUCAUACACAAGUGAAUACUAGUGCAAAAUCCCAAAAAAGUCCACAGCCAUCAGUGCCUGAACAAAGUAUAGAUAAUGAGCUGGAGCAAGCAGGAAAGAGCAAACGAGGGAGCAUUCUCCAGCUCUGUGAAGAAAUUGCUGGUGAAAUUGAGUCAGAUACUGUAGAAGUAAAAAAGGAAUCUUCACAAAUGGAAAAUGUAAAGGAGGAGAAGCCUACAGAAAUAAAAUUGGAAGAGACUGAUGCUGAAAGACAAAUACUUCAUCAGAAGGAAACAAGUCAGGAUGUUCAGUGUAAUCGUUUCUUCCCCAGUAGAAAAACAAAGCCUGUGAAAUGUAUUCUAAAUGGAAUAAACAACUCAACUAAAAAGAACUCCAACUGGACUAAAAUUAAGCUCUCAAAAUUUAACUCUGUGCAGCAGAAUAAAUUAGACUCUCAAUUUUCGCCUAAAUUGUGCUUAUUACGACCCAGUUUUUCACUGCCUGCAUUAGAAAUGCAUCAUCCAGUGACUCAAAGUACAUUUUUAGGGUCAAAACCACAUGAUGAUAAAUAUAAAGCUUGCCAGCAGGAAGAAAUGAAAGAAAUUAAUUCUGAAGAAGUUAAACUUAAUGAUAUUACAGUUGACAUUAAUAAAACCCCAAAAAAGCCUCCUGAAAAUUGCUGUUUGGGUAAUCAGAUAAAACCACCUCCUGAUCAGCCUUUGGAUAACCAGAAGAAAGAUUCUUUUGAAUCAACACCAGAUAAGAAUUGCAGCCUAUGUUUGGAAUCUAAGCUUGAAAACAAUCCAGUGGAAAAUACCACUACUACUGUUUCAACUCUGCUCAGUCAAGCAAAAAUUGAUACAGGGGAGAGUAAAUUUCCAGGUUCAGCUCCCAAACAGCACAAUAUACUCACUAACCAAACAUCUAAGACCAGUGAUAACAGGGAGAUACCACCAAAUCAUUCUUGGCCUAAGUGUAAUUCCCAUUUGGAGAUAACAAUUCCAAAAGAAUUGAAACUAAAAGAAGCAGAGAAAGCUGAUGAAAAACAGUUGAUCAUAGAUGCAGGACAAAAAAGAUUUGGAGCAGUUUCCUGUAAUGUUUGUGGCAUGCUUUACACAGCUUCAAAUCCAGAAGAUGAAACACAGCAUCUGCUCUUCCACAACCAGUUUAUAAGUGCUGUAAAAUAUGUGGGUUGGAAAAAAGAAAGAAUUCUAGCUGAAUAUCCUGAUGGCAGGAUAAUAAUGGUUCUUCCUGAAGACCCAAAGUAUGCCCUGAAAAAGGUUGACGAGAUUAGAGAGAUGGUUGAUAAUGAUUUGGGUUUCCAGCAGGCUCCACUAAUGUGCUAUUCCAGAACAAAAACACUUCUCUUUAUUUCUAAUGACAAAAAAGUAGUUGGUUGCCUAAUUGCAGAACAUAUCCAAUGGGGCUACAGAGUUAUAGAAGAAAAACUUCCAGUUAUCAGGUCAGAAGAAGAAAAAGUCAGAUUUGAAAGGCAAAAAGCCUGGUGCUGCUCAACAUUGCCAGAGCCUGCAAUCUGUGGGAUUAGCCGCAUAUGGGUGUUCAGCAUGAUGCGUCGGAAGAAAAUUGCUUCUCGCAUGAUUGAAUGCCUAAGGAGUAACUUUAUAUAUGGCUCAUACUUGAGUAAAGAAGAAAUUGCUUUCUCAGAUCCUACUCCUGAUGGAAAACUGUUUGCAACACAGUACUGUGGCACUGGUCAGUUUCUGGUAUAUAAUUUUAUUAAUGGACAAAAUAGCACCUAAAAUAAAUUCAUGCCUGCAGUCCAGAAGACAUCUACUGAAGAGAAUGGAUUGGUUGCUGACUUUAACCAGGAACUAGGGCCAUUUUUAUUACAAUGAACUCAGGACUGGCAACAACUGAAAGGUUGUUCCAUUUUCAUAAAAUUGGAAAAAAUGCAGUAAUUGCUUAUUGUUGUUUUGUUUUUUAAAGAAGAUAUUUUAUUAUCUUUUACAGAAAUUUAUGAUUGAUGUAUUUUAUCUAUAGUUAUUUAGACAUGUUUACAUGCAGCAGAUAAUUGUUCAUAGUGGACUGAAACUAAUGCAAGGACUAUGGUCUCAGUGAUAAGUAUAUUUUGAAGUUCUUAAUUAUGGAAAUAUACCAGUGUAGCUUGGUACUGUAUUUUUUUAUAUUGAUCUGCUGAUACCAGUUAUAGUUUUAAAGAUUGUAUUUUCACAGAGUGGAAACCGAUGUUUUUGCAUUAUUAGUCAAGGAGGGUGUGAUGUUACCUGUUUAGGAGCUCAAAGCUAAUUCUUAAAGGGUCUGGUAUAUAAUUUAAAAGAAUCCUCACAAAAAAGCAAAGCCGAACUUUUUUUUUUUUUUUUUUUUUUUUUUUUGGUGGUAUGCGGGCCUCCCUUUGCUGCGGCCUCUCCCGUUGCGGAGCACAGGCUCCGGACGCGCAGGCUCAGCGGCCAUGGCUCACGGGCCCAGCCGCUCCGCGGCAUGCGGGAUCCUCCCAGACCGGGGCGUGAACCCGGUUCCCCUGCAUCGGCAGGCGGACGCGCAACCACUGCGCCACCAGGGAAGCCCAAAGCCGAACUUUUUCUUCCAUUUCUCUCUUUUCGCUUCUUGACAGCAGCAAAAAGUGGAAGGUGGAAAAGAAUUGAGGCUUUCCUUCUUGGAGAGCUGUAAGUGACUGGAAUUAGAAUGGUACCCUCUAGUUUGUUUAUUCUUUCAUUCUGGUUUUACUUUUUAAAAUAAAUGGCAACUGGCACACUUCGGCUAUUAACAAUCCCAAAGAAAUUUAUAAAAACCUGUGGAAUAGUUGCAAGCUAAAUACGGAGGACUUGGUAUCUGCUUCGUUACUCCUCAGAAAUACUACACUGGGUAUAUGCCCUCAUUAUUGGACUUCAUUUUGAUACUUGUCUAUCCUUCAUAGUACCCUCUACUUUUAAAGGGUUUAUAUGUUGAAAAACUGCUGUGGCCUUUUAUGACCUGUAUAUAAUGUAGAAUAAAAUAAUAAAAUACUUGAUAG
Physeter macrocephalus (sperm whale) is the source of this 4828-nucleotide messenger RNA. RefSeq names its product establishment of sister chromatid cohesion N-acetyltransferase 1 (gene ESCO1). Gene Ontology annotation, molecular function: protein-lysine-acetyltransferase activity. Gene Ontology annotation, biological process: mitotic sister chromatid cohesion. Bases 1056 to 3599 code for a protein of 847 amino acids. The transcript has 13 exons. Gene Ontology annotation, cellular component: nucleus; chromatin. The record is from RefSeq and is a predicted model, not a curated record. NCBI's taxonomy places the organism in Eukaryota, Metazoa, Chordata, Mammalia, Artiodactyla, Physeteridae.